Molecule: messenger RNA, 1462 nt
Organism: Arabidopsis lyrata subsp. lyrata
Lineage: Eukaryota; Viridiplantae; Streptophyta; Magnoliopsida; Brassicales; Brassicaceae
Product: transmembrane protein 45B
Exons: 1
Coding region: 368-1306 (312 amino acids)
Source: RefSeq, a predicted model, not a curated record
UCAAGCUGUUACUUGAUUUUUUUAUAAAUAAGUUAAUAUCACAGUCAAUAAUAUUUUCUAUAAACAAUUUUUUUUCAAUAUAUAAUCUUAUCGAUCUCUGAAUUGAAUAAUCAUCAUUUGGUUAAAAGACUCAAAGCCAAACACAAACUCCGUACUCCCCAAGCCAAUUCGUCAGCCCUUACUUCAUCAAAGUCAAUGACUUGUAGAAAUUUCAAAACGAAUACUCUAGACGACCCCUUUUCAAAUUUAGUUCUUCACUAGCUCUUAUUAAACCCAUAAGAGCUCUAAUCAUGAUCAUCAAAUCCCUAAAUCCCCCUUUCCCUCUCUAUAGGCACAAAAACUAAAGAAUAAGGCAUAAAGCCACAACAUGGGAACACUUGUGGGACAUGUUGCACCAGGUUUUGCCUUCUUUACACUUGGUCUAUGGCACUUAUUUAACAACAUAAAACUCUUUUGUCUCCACCCAAACACCUUUACUUCAUCACCAUGGUUUCCAACUUCCAAGCUUAGAUAUUUAGAGCUCUACUUAAUCAUGUUAUCUUCAUCAGCCUCCAUAGCUAUGGAGCUCUUCAUUGGACCCAAGAGACAUCAACCCUUUGACUCUGAUGGUACCAUCCCUUCAAACCACCUCCACAACUUUGAACACUCCUCUAUCUCCAUGUCCUUCUUAGUAUACGCGGUUUUCGCAGUAGUUCUUGAUCAAGCAAGGAGUAUAUCAACUCAUGUUUCGCAUGGACUGACUAUACUCGUCGCAUCUUCUGCCUUUGCUCAACAGCUCUUCCUCUUCAAUCUUCACUCUGCUGACCACAUGGGCAUUGAAGGACAAUACCAUAAGCUCCUCCAGCUCAUUAUCUUCGUUUCUCUUCUCACCAGUCUAAUCGGAAUAGCUUUGCCCAAAAGUUUCUUGGUAAGCUUUGUCAGGUCAUCAAGCAUAACUUUUCAAGGAGUGUGGUUCGUAGUGAUGGGUUACAUGCUUUGGACACCUAGAUUGAUUCCCAAGGGAUGUUUUCUUCAUGAAGAAGAAGGACACCAAGUGAUUAAAUGUUCCAGCGAUAAAGCUUUACACAGGGCCAAGUCGCUAGUCAACAUCGAGUUUAGUUGGUUUUUUGUUGGAAUCACAAUCUUUGUCAUGUCGCUUUACUUGAUCCUGAGUGGACUUUACGGUGAAAAUGCCGAGUACUCAAUUCUUAUCACUAAAGACAAAAGUGAAGAAAGUGGUGAAGAGCAACAAGACAUAGAGUCGCUAAAGAAAAGUAAUCCAAGUUUUGUCCAGAUAGGUAAACUCCUUGGAAGUGAAGACGUGUAAAGGUAAUAGAUUAUUCGGUUGUUUUUCAUUUUGACAUUGCAACUUGUACAAAAUAUAAGAUCGAUUAGAAGUAAAAAAUGUUUGAUUGUAUAAUACUGUAUAAACUUAAUAUGAUAAGAAGUAAGGGCUGGGCAAAAUAUUCGUUUGAUCCGUUUC